Messenger RNA from Triticum dicoccoides, 873 nucleotides. RefSeq lists its product as uncharacterized. Bases 32 to 595 code for a protein of 187 amino acids. The transcript has 2 exons. The record is from RefSeq and is a predicted model, not a curated record. Lineage: Eukaryota; Viridiplantae; Streptophyta; Magnoliopsida; Poales; Poaceae.
GACGUCCGUCAUCCCGUGCGAGGCGGCUCAGAUGAAUCUUUGCGUCGUGGUCCACGGCUCAUCCGUUAUCUUCCCAAAUGGUGCCCUCCGGGGAUAUUUUAAUGUUUCUGCACUGCGUCGCCAGCACCACCCCUUGCUCUCGAAGAUUCAUCUACGCCCUGCUCCUCACCCUUAUCCUCUCCUUGGCGACCAUGGCUGCUUCUUCUUCAUCAUCACAGCCAGACGAAGUGCUGCCACUGAUUCCUUGCGCCAAAUGCUUAAGGUGGUCACCUUCGUCUCUCGCGGCAGAACUCGGUACUACAAGUGCGUCGGGAAAGAUGCUGGGCUAUGCCAGUUCAUGAGAUCCACCAAGACGUACCUGCCAGAGCUGACUCGUCAUGGCCUGUUGCAGCCGUAUGUGCUGCAGGCUGCAUCACUCCCUUGCCGUCCACCCGUCCCGCUGUUCGGUCCUCUCCAGCGGAGACUAAGGCGAGAGCACAACUUCGACGACGGCGGACAGGCGGAGAUUCAGCCUGCCCAUGUAAGCAACCAGCCACCGCUGCAGCAGUCCACUGUUGCCCGCGCGGCGCCUCAAUGCUGCUUCACUGACAGCUAGCGUACGGCGCUGCUCCUGGCCGGAACCAACUUCAUCCUCGUCGUCGCCAUGCUGAAGCAGCUAGUUUAGUGGUCAAUGAUCCAUGUAGUAUGGAGGAGUCGUCUAGUUAAGUCUUAAGUCCACUGUUUUUUAGUUUGAUUAUUCCACUAUGUGCCUCCGGUCUAGUUUCUACUGCUCGCUUUUGUGUUCAACUCGACCAUCCCGACGCAUUUUGUCAGGUCAUUUGUAUGCCAGCAUGGAUAUGUAAAUUAACGUACUGCUCAGAGUGUUUGAAGUUC